Molecule: messenger RNA, 1219 nt
Organism: Pyrenophora tritici-repentis Pt-1C-BFP
Lineage: Eukaryota; Fungi; Ascomycota; Dothideomycetes; Pleosporales; Pleosporaceae
Product: tricarboxylate carrier family protein
Biological process (GO): mitochondrial transmembrane transport; monoatomic ion transport
Cellular component (GO): mitochondrial inner membrane
Molecular function (GO): monoatomic ion transmembrane transporter activity
Source: RefSeq, a predicted model, not a curated record
AUGACUUCCUCGCUGCCGGGCAACCGCGAUCUGCCAGUGUCCCAGUUCGACUUGAGCACAUACUGGGGUCGCGUGCAGCACUCAGCCAACAUAUCAGAUCCGAGAACGCUUCUCACCUCCUCCGCUGGUCUCGAAAAUGCGAAAAAACUUGUUACGGCAUACAAGACGGGGAAGAUGCCAGAGAUGACACCAGAGCUGUGGAAUGCGAAGAAGAUAAUCGACUCCACCAUACACCCAGACACGGGACAGCCGGUCUUUCUGCCUUUCCGCAUGUCAUGCUUCGUUCUCACGAACCUGGUCGUCACGGCUGGCAUGCUGACACCAGGUCUCAGUACGGCAGGAACGCUCGCAUGGCAAGUCACGAACCAGUCGGUCAACGUUGGUAUCAACUUCUCCAACGCGAACAAGUCGAUUCCGCUCUCUACCUCGACCAUUGUCCAGUCGUACCUCCUCGCAGUAAGCGCGUCCUGCGGUGUCGCGCUCGGCCUCAAUGCGCUCGUGCCCCGCUUGAAGAGCUUGUCUCCCAACGCAAAGCUUAUUGCUGGACGUCUAGUGCCAUUUGCAGCCGUCGCUACAGCAGGUGCACUCAAUGUGUUCCUGAUGCGCGGGGAGGAGAUUAGGCAAGGGAUUGACGUCUACCCGGCGCUGUCAGAGAUUGAGAGGUACAAAGUUGAAACAGGUGAUCUCGAGAUCAAGCCUCUGGGCAAGAGCAAGAAAGCAGCCACGCUUGCAGUGGGAGAGACGGCGCUCAGUCGUGUCCUGAACGCGACACCGAUCAUGGUGCUGCCACCUCUCCUCCUUGUCAGGCUACAGAAGACAGAGUGGCUUAAGCAGAGGCCUAGGAUGGUGACCCCGGUCAACUUGGGACUCAUCUUCACAACUUCCAUCUUCGCACUGCCGCUUGCGCUUGCUGCCUUCCCACAGCGACAGGCUGUCAGUGCGAAGACUCUGGAGCCGGAGUUUCACGAUCGCGGUGGCAAGGAUGGCUUAGUCGAGUUUAACCGUGGGAUAUGAGCGACGGGAACCAGUGUGCAGAAAGCUUCUGUGCUCUGUCUUCCCGCAGACUCUCGUGGCAGGCUCUAUGCGUGGCAAUUUGGACACAUGUGUCGCACGACCAAAUAUUGAGCACAGCUGCAAUGCCGGGGCUUGUUGUCGCCACGGGGGCUGGUUUGCGGCGAAGACGUGCUUCCUGAUGAUAUGAUUGGCUAGAAUGCUCAAA